Medioppia subpectinata is the source of this 615-nucleotide messenger RNA. NCBI's taxonomy places the organism in Eukaryota, Metazoa, Arthropoda, Arachnida, Sarcoptiformes, Oppiidae. The record is from the annotation of a GenBank genome assembly.
AUGAUAAUCGGCAGACAAUUGUCAAACACAGAGACAGAUAUCCCGCACACAGACAUCCAUAGAUCCAACUUCUCUAUAAUGAACGGCCAGUUGCACGACAAAAGUGUUUAUUAUAGGGAGGGUUCAUCCAAAGGAGGUUCUAUCAUAGGAGGUGUUCAUCCAAGAGAAGUUCACCCAAGAGAAGUUGCACUUAAUCAACGAAACCAUUGCACCGAUUAUAACGCAAUGCAUCGCAUAACGGGUGGACUGCAUUUGGGCGGCUAUUUGGCCGCAACAGUCGAGUCGGCGCUCCGGGAGGGCAACAUCGGUACAAUACUCACCGUAAUGGACACCCCUAUACCCACUGAACACCGAUUCCCGGGCAUUGCCUACCACUGGAUCCCCGCCUACGACGACGAGUAUCAAAACCUAUUGUCACACUUCCCGCUGGCUUACGAUAUAAUCGAGAACGGGUUGGCCGCGAGUCCUGACGCCGGCGUAUACGUGCACUGCGCGGCCGGCAUAUCCCGAUCGGCCACUACUGUCAUCUCGUAUAUCAUGCGAAACAUGCGGAUGCCGUACGAGACGGCCCGGGCGUUGGUCGGCUCGCGGCGGGGCGUAAUCAACCCAAACCCG